Molecule: messenger RNA, 624 nt
Organism: Culex pipiens pallens (northern house mosquito)
Lineage: Eukaryota; Metazoa; Arthropoda; Insecta; Diptera; Culicidae
Product: zinc metalloproteinase nas-4
Exons: 2
Coding region: 1-624 (207 amino acids)
Biological process (GO): proteolysis
Molecular function (GO): metalloendopeptidase activity; zinc ion binding
Source: RefSeq, a predicted model, not a curated record
AUGGGCGAAAAGGACUACAUCUCGAUCGAGAGCUCCCAGAGCGGCUGCUGGUCCAGCGUGGGCCGCAUCGGUGGCAAACAGGAAGUGAACCUGCAGAUGCCGGGCUGCACCACCAAGGUCGGCACGAUCGUGCACGAGUUGAUGCAUGCGCUUGGAUUCCUGCACGAGCAGAACCGAUCCGAACGGGACAACUGGGUCACGAUCAUGACGCAGAACAUCCAGCGGGGCACGGAGAACAACUUUGCCAAGGCGUCGGCCAAAACGACGACGGCGUUCGGCGUGCAGUACGAUUACGGCAGCGUGAUGCACUACUCGACCAAUGCCUUCUCGGCGAACGGAAAGCCCACGAUCGUGGCCAAGAAAUCCGGCGGCAAUAAAAUGGGCCAACGGAACGGUUUCUCCAGCCUGGAUGUGGCCAAGCUGAACGCCAUGUACGGGUGCAACAUUGGAACCGGCAGCAACGCUCCGGUUGCUUCCGCCGGAAAGCCUCAACGCCCUGCGCGACCCUCGCGCCCCGUCAAGAAGCCCAACGGAGGUGGCCCCACCGGGGCGCAGGUCGUCGGCUUCAUCGGCAAUCUGAUUGGGGCCGCCUUCGGGGACAACGAAACAACCACGGAGGAGUAG